AUGCGGAAGUCGGGAGCCCGGAGCCACUCCAGAAAGUACUGCCGCUUCCACCGAGACCACGGCCACAACACAGAGGAGUGCUUUCAACUCCAAGAUGAGAUCGAGGCACUUAUUCGCCGUGGGGUGCUCAACCGGUUCGUGCAGAACCGGCGUAAUGAAAGAAGGCCGGUAGAAAAUGCUGCGCCGUCCGAAAAUCCAAAUGACAACAACAAGCCCAUCGCUGGCACCAUCAACACUAUAGGAAGAGGCCCGGCCGAAGGAAGCUCGGCUGGAGAACUGACCGGAAGAAGGACCCCUCCAAAGCGUCAACGCACCUCUGAAGCCAUCUCGUCCUCGGACGAGGACUUAAAAGGAGUUGAGACUCCUUAUGAUGAUGCUGUGAUCAUCUCCAUGGUCAUGAACAAGUUUGAUAUUCAAAUGGCGCCUGAGGAUGAGGAGAAGAUUGCCUUCGUCACCGACAAGGGCCUCUACUGCUACAAAGUGAUGCUGUUCGGGUUGAAGAAUGCCUGA
Messenger RNA from Phoenix dactylifera (date palm), 510 nucleotides. NCBI's taxonomy places the organism in Eukaryota, Viridiplantae, Streptophyta, Magnoliopsida, Arecales, Arecaceae. The record is from RefSeq and is a predicted model, not a curated record.